AUAGUCGAGACAGAGGCCAACAACGUCUCUCGCAUGCAGUGGCUCGCCAUCGCACUGCAACUUUGCGGUCUGCUCGUGACGCAGUACACACCGGACUCGGGGACGACCUACACGCCUCUCACGUACAUGCUCAUCAUGUUCCACGUCUUCCUCGGCGCUCUGGCGGGCGUGUACAACCAGGUCUUGCUCCAGCGCGAGAGCUGCAGCUUGCACGCGAACAACAUGACCCUGUAUGCGGCGGGCACUCUGUUCAAUCUUUGUGGUCAUCUGCUCGUGCGCGUGGUGAGCCCAGAGGAGCCUAUCUUUCUCCACGGCUUCGACAGGCUCGGUGCCAUUCUCGUCAUCGUGAGCAAUGUCUUUGUCGGAUUGGCCAUCACAGCGGUGUAUAAAUAUGCCGAUGCCGUCGUCGAGUGCUUCGCGACAGCCUCGGCGACCGGUAUCCUCUUGUACGUCUUGACUAUCCUGUUCCACACGCAUUUAGGCUUCUUGGCCAUCCCCGGCACGCUGCUUGUUGUCAUCGCGUCCUGGAUCUACAUCCGGAACCCGCCGCCGCCCAGGCCAGCAGAGUCCAAACCUGCUGGCAGGUGCUCCUAUCUCUUCUCUGCAGCGAUGGGCAAGUGGCCCAAAAUCAGUCUCCUCGGGGCAUUUUUGCAGACGAUGCUGGUCGUGAUCUUGUUGUGGGUGCCCGAUAUCACCCUGAGGGAGGAGGACGACGACGUGAGCCACAGCGUGCUGCUGGACUCGCCCUUCAGAAACACAAUGGCUUUUGUCCGCUGGAACCACGCGAUCCCCGAGCGCAUACCGGCCAUCAUGAAGUACGAACCAUUCUUCCACACCAUGCAUCUGUCCAUGCGCGACUCGAUCGAGGGCGAGCCCGAGAGCUUCCUGAAUAUGACGCACGACCAGCACGUCAACACGGGCCAUCCCCAAGAGCCCGUCGCAAAGACCAUGAAACUCAUCCUGGAGUACGAGCCGGAGAUUGACGGCAUGCUCUUCUUCCACUUUGACGCGUGGGUCACACCUAUGGAGUCUAUGGGUAUGGACAUGACCAGGAUGGCCAUUCCCAUGGACGGGGGUCCCAACUUUCGAUGCUACGAAACGAUCCCGGCGGACAAGUGGGAACACGCCCAGCAGAGGACCUUUUCACUGCCGUGGGCAGGGCGAUCCCUUGCUGACGAUGGCGAGGUCGGGGCCAGCCCAAGGCGCUACUCCAAGGAGAAACGGGCUGGUUGUCGUGGUUGGUCCGAUAUCUACUGCAUUCCACGUCGGUUCUUUGCGGACUACAUAUUCCUCGUCGAGCGCGUCUUCCACGACACGUUUCAUGAAAUGUCGGUCGCGACCAUGAUGCACAUGAUUGAUCGCACGCGCAGUCGAACGCACUUCACCUCGUUCAUUGAUCCCAUGCCCUGCUGGGGAUCGUGCUGCUCCGAAACGCCGAGCGAGGACGCAUUGCUGUGGCAUCGAUGCGGGCACAAGCUGGACCUCAGGAGCGACAGGGCGCAGCUGCACUGGGACCGCAUCGACGCGGCGGCG
Molecule: messenger RNA, 1533 nt
Organism: Emericellopsis atlantica
Lineage: Eukaryota; Fungi; Ascomycota; Sordariomycetes; Hypocreales; Bionectriaceae
Exons: 2
Biological process (GO): pyrimidine nucleotide-sugar transmembrane transport
Cellular component (GO): Golgi membrane
Molecular function (GO): pyrimidine nucleotide-sugar transmembrane transporter activity
Source: RefSeq, a predicted model, not a curated record